AUGGGUGAUUUAACAACAAUAAAAACAGAAUUAGAUAAACAAACAGAUAGUUUUAUAAAAGAUAAACCACUCAUUACAGAAAUUGAACCUCGCAAAUAUCAAGUACUUGAAAAAUUUAUUGAACAAAACAUUACUCAUCAACGAAAUCAUUAUGAAAAAAAACCAAAUCCCAAAGCAAUCUCUGUUUUAGAUACAUUCAUUGAACGAUUGAAAGAGAAUUUUAAAACAAAUCGAAAAUUUACUGGUCUGGAUGCGAAACACUUUGCAUUAGAUCUAUUGGAUAAUAUUAGCCAGAAUACAGUUACUACAAUUUCAACAUCAACUGGAUCAGGGAAAUCUACGUUAUUACCAGCUCUACUUGCUGUAGAAGGCUAUGAUAAAAUUAUUGUUACACAACCUCGACGUUUACCUUGCACAUUAAUUUGCCAACGGGUUAAUGAAACAAUGACAUCAGUAAAAGAUCCUUUUUUAGAGAAACUAGCCGGAUGGGCUGUCAGCGGUGCUGAAAGAAAUCCAAGAGCCAAAAUUUUAUAUGUAACUGAUGGUCUACUUAAAGAGUGUUUACUUUAUGAUGAAAACUUCAUUACACGUAACACUCAAUUAAACAAAUCGAUUAUAUUCUUCAUCGAUGAGGUUCACGAAAGAUCCGUAAAUAUUAAUCAUUGUUUAGCAUUGUUAGCACGAAUGUUAUCUAUUAAUCCAGCUUUAAAAUCAAAAAUGAAAAUAAUUAUUUAA
Molecule: messenger RNA, 735 nt
Organism: Rotaria sp. Silwood1
Lineage: Eukaryota; Metazoa; Rotifera; Eurotatoria; Philodinida; Philodinidae
Source: the annotation of a GenBank genome assembly